Molecule: messenger RNA, 813 nt
Organism: Fonsecaea nubica
Lineage: Eukaryota; Fungi; Ascomycota; Eurotiomycetes; Chaetothyriales; Herpotrichiellaceae
Exons: 3
Coding region: 1-813 (270 amino acids)
Source: RefSeq, a predicted model, not a curated record
AUGGCGGCUAGUUUUCUGCAGUACUGCGCCAUGUGCGAGAAACAGAUCAUGACUCCAUGCAACUCGAUUCUCUACUGCAGUGAAGCAUGUCGUCGCAAGGACGCCGCGAAGCCUCUUUCGGCCUCCAAUCUGUUCCAUGAAUCUUCUACACCGCCAUCGUCCCUCCCCUCCUCGCCGCGUCCGACCAUACCAACGCGCAUUUCCAGCGCGUCCCCAGAACAUCAAGACAAACCUUCCAUACGGAUACCCAUUGAUCUGCACGAGCACCGAUCAGAUCUUGACCCAACGGAAUGGAAACCCAAAAUACCUCACCGCGGCGCCUCGGCCGGCUCUGAGGCGUUUCGCUACUUGAGUCGUUUCCACCAGACACACAAUGUUGUCAACAGCCCUUCGGAUCACGCCGACAACCACCACCUCGUCAAGACCGACCGCCCAGCAGCAAUGCGGCACAAGAGUACCUUGAGCAUGUCCACCCUGACACCCAGCACAACCACGCCAAGUCUGGCCAACAGCCCCACCACAACAUCAUCCAGCUUUGGCAGCAUGUACGAGUUCAACUUGCGCCCGCUGGCCCCUCGGACCAAUCCACUGUACAGCACCAGUGCCGGAUACUCUCGAAGCAUAGAUUUGGUCACGCCCCAUAUCCCCCCUCCGGCUCUGAGGGUUGUUGGCGACGUUCCGCCGUUGGCGGGGUCGAUCCCCGCCGCGGAACCAGAGUUUGAUCUCUGGGGCAAGAAAGUGGUUCGACCUGUCGUCCCCGCCGCGACACCAAAGGGCGAGGGUUUGGGAGCCUUGUUUGGGAAGGCGUCUUGA